Harpegnathos saltator (Jerdon's jumping ant) is the source of this 2162-nucleotide messenger RNA. It is a transcript of the gene Atg16, whose product is annotated as Autophagy-related 16. The transcript has 12 exons. Gene Ontology annotation, molecular function: protein binding; protein-membrane adaptor activity. The coding region runs from base 282 to 1943 and encodes 553 amino acids. Gene Ontology annotation, biological process: autophagosome assembly. The record is from RefSeq and is a predicted model, not a curated record. NCBI's taxonomy places the organism in Eukaryota, Metazoa, Arthropoda, Insecta, Hymenoptera, Formicidae. Gene Ontology annotation, cellular component: autophagosome membrane; phagophore assembly site membrane; Atg12-Atg5-Atg16 complex.
AACACGUAUAGGUUAGGAUAGCUAUUUUCAUAAUUAAAAAUAUUCGCAUGAACACGAAGGUGUCAUGUGAUUGUAAUGAGAUAUUUGAACAUUAACAACGACUGUUAGUCGCAUGUGAUUCACUGGACGAAAUUGUCUAAUACAUGUGAGGAAAUAUUUAACUAUGGUGUAACAAUCAACAGGAGCGUCCUUUGGAUCUGCAAAUCUAAAACUGUUCUGAUCAAGGUUCAAACCAGUAGCGUUCCUUUAUUUUGAUAGGAUAGACGGUUUAGUCGAGAAAAAUGGCCACACUCGAAACAGGUGCAUCGCUCGUCACUCGAGAAGACAUCAACUGGAGAAAAGAUUUAAUUUCGCAGCUGCGUGAAAGGAAUAGAUCUCAAACUAAUUGUUUUGCUGAUCUCAUUAGCCUACAUAAUAGAUUAUUUGAGAAUGCAAACACAUUGCGUGGUGCUAAUAUGCAACUGACAAUAGCAAAUGAAACCCUUCGUCGCGAGGUAGCCAGUGGUGGUGUUGGUAUAGGUGGAAAUCCAGAUCUUGAGGCAAGACUGCUAAAGCAAGCGGAAGAAUUAGCGAUGCUACAUAAAAGAAAAGGAGAACAUACGCAACAAAUAGUAGAUCUUAAUAACAAGAUGCAAGAAAUGACAAAAGAACUUCAUGCAAAGGAUACCAGUCUUGCAGAAAGUUUAGAAGUUAAUGCUAACCUACGCAUAGAAAUAACUAAAUGCCUUGGCAGGGAAAAAGAAUUAGAAGGUGUUAAUCAAAUGCUCAGGGAUGAACAUCAAGCUUUGCAACUUGCUUUUGCAUCUUUAGAGGAAAAACUUAGAAAAACACAGGAAGAAAAUCGACAAUUGAUUGAACGAUUAAUAAAAUACAAAGCCAGAGAUGCUGAAAAGAUGAAUGAAGAGAACGACAACUUCUUGAGAAAGAGGCAAGCGAAGAUGCAGAAAGAGUUAGAAGAUGCAGCACGAGACACGCGACCCGUCAGUCCUGAUCGCUCGAGCUUAAAAGAAGGAAUCGCUGGUCUUCCGACAGCAGUGCCAACGAAUGUAUCCGUAACGUUUAGUGCUCAUGACGGUGAAGUUUACGCUGUUAAAUGGUCACCUACCGAUAGAAUCUUACUGGCUACUGGUGGUGCUGAUAGAAAAGUGAAACUAUGGAAUAUCGCUAAAGGUGCAUCCGAGAGCAAAGGCAUCUUAGUUGGCAGCAACGCUGGUGUGAUGUCGGUGGACUUCGACUCGACUGGCACCCUCAUCCUUGGAGCAUCGAACGAUUACGCGAGCCGUGUCUGGACGGUCAGUGAUCUUCGUUUAAAGCACACGCUCACGGGCCACUGCGCAAAGGUGAUGGCAGCGAAGUUUCUUGGCGAGCCGUCAAAAGUAGUUACCGGAAGUUAUGAUCGCACCCUAAAAAUCUGGGACUUGCGCAGCAAAGCAUGCAUAGAGACGAAAUUCGCCGGGUCGAGUUGCAACGACCUCGUAACUUCCGACGGGGCCGGCUCCACGAUAAUCAGCGGUCAUUUUGAUCAGAGGAUUAGGUUUUGGGACACCCGGGCCGAAUCCAGCUCGAAUGACAUCAUACUGGAGGGGAAAGUUACAUCCUUGGAUUUAUCCCGCGACGCGAACUACCUGCUGAGCUGCGUGCGGGACGACACGGUGAAGCUGAUCGAUCUGCGAAUGAAGAAAAUCAUCGGAUCUUUCAGCGCUGACGGCUUCAAAGUGGGUUUCGACUGGGCGAGGGCAGCCUUUAGUCCUGACGGGCAGUACAUAGCAGUCGGCUCCGCGGACGGUUCUGUUUUCAUCUGGUCGAUAGCGACAAAUCUCAUCGAAACGAUACUGAAAGGGCAUACGGCAGCAGUGACGGCAGUGUCUUGGCAUCCGCACGGCACUUAUCUGGCGUCCGUGGAUCGCACCAAGACAGUAACGGUCUGGGGCGAUCACGUUUGACAGGACGAGUGAUCCCGGCGCAGACGAUUGCUGUUUCACGCAUGAGGAACACCCAACUCGCUCGCUCGCGCCCGUUUCGUCUCGCGGCGCGCCUCUCGCGAGUCGCAACCCCCGUCGUCCCCGCGGCAUCGCGCGAAAAUGAGGCGGGAUUCAGCGAUCCAGCAAUCCAGCGGGAAAUCACAGUGCAGCGGCCUCGGCGCCCCGGAGCAGAGCAGCGGA